AACAUGUCGCAGCUUCAUUGACCUGGCCCCAGCAUCGGAGAAGGGGGUCCUGUGGCUGUCGGUGGUGUCCGAGGUGCUGUACAUCCUCCUGCUGGUGGUCGGCUUCAGCCUCAUGUGUCUCGAGCUCUUCCACUCCAGCAAUGUCAUCGACGGGCUCAAGCUCAACGCCUUCGCAGCUGUCUUCACGGUGCUGUCCGGCCUCCUGGGAAUGGUCGCCCACAUGAUGUACACACAGGUGUUCCAGGUCACUGUGAGCCUCGGCCCUGAAGACUGGAGACCCCACUCCUGGGACUACGGAUGGUCCUUCUGCCUGGCGUGGGGGUCCUUUACCUGCUGCAUGGCAGCCUCCGUCACCACACUCAACUCCUACACCAAGACGGUCAUUGAGUUCCGGCACAAGCGCAAGGUCUUUGAGCAGGGCCACCGGGAGGAGCCAACCUUCAUAGACCCUGAGGCCAUCAAGUACUUCCGGGAGAGGUUCGAGAAGGGGGAUGGGCUCGAGGAGGAGGACCUUCACUUAGAUUGUCGCCACGAGAGACACCCUGCCCGCACCCCCCACACCAGGGAGAGUCCUGGCCGCGGAGCUCCGCUCACGAGAUGCCGGAGCUGA
Molecule: messenger RNA, 610 nt
Organism: Herpailurus yagouaroundi (jaguarundi)
Lineage: Eukaryota; Metazoa; Chordata; Mammalia; Carnivora; Felidae
Gene: GSG1L
Product: GSG1 like
Exons: 6
Coding region: 113-610 (165 amino acids)
Cellular component (GO): postsynaptic density membrane; plasma membrane
Source: RefSeq, a predicted model, not a curated record